This is a messenger RNA of Colossoma macropomum (tambaqui), 2646 nucleotides long. RefSeq names its product transmembrane 9 superfamily member 2 (gene tm9sf2). Gene Ontology annotation, biological process: protein localization to membrane. Gene Ontology annotation, cellular component: membrane. The record is from RefSeq and is a predicted model, not a curated record. Bases 173 to 2155 code for a protein of 660 amino acids. Lineage: Eukaryota; Metazoa; Chordata; Actinopteri; Characiformes; Serrasalmidae. The transcript is spliced from 17 exons.
AUUCCUCCGUCAUCCGCCGUGUAGCGGGUGACGUGUCUGUGUAAGCGAAGCGGCUUCGUCCAGCUCGCUCUCCCUGCAAAUGAGCGACUUCUGACAGCAAAAGGCCCGUUUUUCUCCGCGCAUAAGGCUGGAUAUCUUUUGAAUGAAGCGUUAGGUCGUCGACUGAGCCACGAUGUUCGUCUUUCUGCGCGCCCCCUCCGUCUUUUUCGUCCUUUUCCUAGGUGCGUCGUCGUCGCUGCUGCGGCAGGCGGCUGGUUUUUAUCUUCCGGGUUUGGCGCCUGUCAGUUUCUGUGAAAAACCUUCGGAAGGAGACGAAAGCGGGAGAGAAUGCCAGGACAAAAUUGAGCUGUUUGUGAACAGGUUGGAUUCGGUGGAGUCAGUCCUGCCCUACGAAUACACAGCGUUCGAUUUCUGCACUGUUGAUGCUGAGAAGCGGCCAUCAGAAAACUUGGGCCAGGUGCUGUUCGGAGAGAGAAUUGAGCCUUCUCCGUAUAAGUUUUCCUUUAAGCAGAAGGAGGAAUGUAAGCAUGUGUGCACCAAGUCUUACAACACUGAAAAGACAGAAGAUAAAGCCAACCUGGACUUCCUCAAGAAGGGCAUGCUUCUUAACUACCAGCACCACUGGAUUGUGGAUAACAUGCCUGUGACCUGGUGUUAUGAUGUGGAGGAUAAUCAGAAGUUCUGUAACCCAGGAUUUCCCAUCGGAUGCUACGUCACAGAAGCGGGCCGACCCAAAGACGCCUGCGUUGUCAAUUCUGACUUCAAUGACAAGGACACCUUCUACAUCUUCAACCAUGUGGACAUCACCAUCUACUACCACAUAGUGGAGACUGAGACCGCUGUUGCCCGGCUGGUUGCUGCCAAAAUGGAACCUAAGAGCUACAAGCAGGCUAAGCCAGACGCUCCAGACUGCACAGGGCCUCCCAUGAGCCUCAGCAACAAAUUCAAAGGAGAAAUCAGCAUCCCUUACACCUACUCUGUACAGUUUUUGGAGGAGCGAAACAUUCGAUGGGCCUCUCGUUGGGAUUAUAUCCUGGAGUCCAUGCCUCACACCAACAUCCAGUGGUUUAGUAUAAUGAACUCCCUGGUGAUUGUGCUGUUCCUGUCUGGUAUGGUGGCUAUGAUCAUGUUGCGGACGCUGCACAAAGAUAUUGCACGGUACAACCAGAUGGAUUCAGUGGAGGAUGCUCAGGAGGAGUUUGGCUGGAAGUUGGUUCAUGGCGACGUCUUCCGGCCACCCCGCAAAGGCAUGCUGCUGUCCGUGUUCCUCGGCUCUGGCGCGCAGAUCUUCAUCAUGACCUUCGUCACCCUCUUUUUUGCGUGUCUGGGUUUUCUCUCUCCGGCGAAUCGCGGUGCUCUGAUGACUUGUGCGGUGGUGCUAUGGGUGCUGCUUGGAACUCCAGCUGGUUACGUUGCUGCCCGCUUCUACAAGUCAUUUGGAGGGGAGAAGUGGAAGACCAAUGUGCUGCUGACAGCAUUCCUGUGCCCUGGGGUUGUCUUUGCUGACUUCUUUCUGAUGAAUCUGAUCCUGUGGGGUGAGGGCUCUUCAGCUGCCAUGCCAUUCGGCACACUGGUGGCUAUCCUGGCCCUCUGGUUCUGCAUCUCCGUCCCACUCACCUUCAUCGGAGCUUAUUUCGGCUUUAAGAAGGCCAGCAUUGAGCACCCGGUGCGCACCAAUCAGAUUCCUCGUCAGAUUCCCGAACAGUCCUUCUACACUAAACCUCUCCCUGGCAUCGUGAUGGGUGGGAUCCUGCCUUUUGGAUGCAUCUUCAUUCAGCUCUUCUUCAUCCUCAACAGCAUCUGGUCACAUCAGAUGUAUUACAUGUUUGGAUUCCUCUUCCUCGUCUUCAUCAUCCUGGUUAUCACCUGCUCUGAAGCCACCAUCCUGCUCUGCUACUUCCACCUGUGUGCUGAGGAUUAUCACUGGCAGUGGCGCUCAUUCCUCACCAGUGGCUUCACAGCGGCUUAUUUCUUGGUGUAUGCUGUACACUACUUCUUCUCCAAACUACAGAUUACUGGACUGGCCAGCACCAUCCUGUACUUUGGCUACACCAUGAUCAUGGCCCUCAUCUUCUUCCUCUUUACAGGAACGAUUGGAUUCUUUGCCUGUUUCUGGUUUGUCACAAAAAUCUACAGCGUGGUGAAGGUGGACUAACUAAGCUCAACCAAUUGCAGCCUAGACUGUACUUGCCUCUUCCUAAUGGGAUGCCCCUGGGUGAGCAGCAAGAGCGCUGUUGAAAAAUACGUCCUAUUGCCCCGGCUAACUAACGGCUGAAAACUAGGUUCUGCAAAUCUUCAGCUUCCAUUGGAGUGCACGCGUGUGUAAAAAUGUGUGUUUCCGUUUGUGAUUUCACACACAUGCUUAUAAAAACAGCACUCAUAACAGCAACAUGUUACAACAAAGAGCACACGCAGCCACCAUUCACAUUUUCCUCAACCAUUUGCGAGAUUAAAAUUUCAAAUUGAAAUUUGUAAAUAUUAAUUUUUUUUUUUUUUUGGCUAAGCGCAUCAACUACAGAUAUAGGUAGCUGACAUGUUGAACUGUUGCGGUGAUAGAAGUAUGAUUUUGUAAAUAUCUUAUUUUUUCCAUUUUUUCUGAAAUGCUGAAAAAUGUCCAAAAAAGCAGCAUUGAAAAGAAAAAAAAAA